Aspergillus welwitschiae is the source of this 717-nucleotide messenger RNA. RefSeq lists its product as uncharacterized. The coding region runs from base 101 to 508 and encodes 135 amino acids. NCBI's taxonomy places the organism in Eukaryota, Fungi, Ascomycota, Eurotiomycetes, Eurotiales, Aspergillaceae. The record is from RefSeq and is a predicted model, not a curated record. The transcript has a single exon.
CUCCUAACAAUCCUAUCCAUCAAUACUCAUCCUCCCCUCGAAUCAGUUCAUCAAUCCAUCUAGCCUACAAACCAUAACCACAAAUAGCAAUCCUCCAAGCAUGGCCCCAGGCCCAUUCUCCCGCCAACAUCCUGAUGAGAUCCACACCCCCAGCUGGCACGCAGCAAGCAACCGCCCCAUCGUGGACGGCAAAUACAACGAUCCCGAAACCGGCGAAGUCCGAAAUGCUACAGGCUUCGAGUUUUCCGGACCCCCUGCUGUUGAUGUUAUCAUUACAAAUCUCCAUGAGGACUCGUCCACCUCCGUCCGGCGCGUUCAGCUCCCCUUUCGUGUGGAGGCGCUGCUAGUGUGGAUUAUGCGUAUAGUGGACGAACGCAAGCUACAGAUAGACUCUCUGAAUGCUACUCCGUAUGCUAUUCGAGUUGUGCUGGCUCAUGAGUUGAGUGAGGAGGAGUUCACUGAAGUUGCUGACGUGAUGGCGAACGGAAUUUGGAAUUAUCGGCAAUGAAGAAUGCUCUAAAGUGGUGAGACUGGGAUGGACGGAGUCGAUAACGUUUGUGUGCUUUUUUUGCGGGGUGGGACCCGUAAUAUGGGGCAAAGGGUGUUGCUUUAUUUGGUUAUUGGCCUUCGGGCUAGACUGUCACAUUGGAAGUUCGACUGGCGUGGGGUUGUCUGAAGACUCAAUGCUGUGUAACCUACCUUUCAAUAGUCUUGGAC